UUUGAGGAUUGGUUUUGUAUUUGGUUGUCAAGCUACCAUGGCGUCGUCUGACGGAGAAAUCUCGCCGCUCCAGCGCAAGAACAUGACCGAUGAUUACCACAAAUUUCUAUAUACUGCAUCUUUUGCAACUCUUUUCCUAGCACCAGUUCUAAUAAUCCUGCCUCCUCGGAAAUUCGAUUUCUACACCUUCUCGCUGUCUGGGGCCUUCGCAAUUUCAGCAAAUUACCAAUUGAAAGAACGCACAGGCUCAGGCCUACUAGGCCACAUGCCCGUGCCGUUUGCGAUGCCAAAACGUGCUCGCGAAAUCCAAGCUGCGAAGGCCCAAGACCGAGAACGCCAGAGACGUCUUCUCGAAGAAUCUGGAACACCCGUGGAGCCAAGGAAAGGUUCAGCCUUGGAAGAAAAGGCCAAAGAGAUAUGGAUGGGCGGCGAGACUGAGGGCUGGAAAGAACGACGGUUACGAGAAGAGCAGGAAAAGAUCGAACAAGGCGAAGGCUACGGCUCGAUGAUCAUGGACCAAAUCUGGGAGGUCUGGACAUGGGGCAAGAAGCAGGGUGAAGAGCUGAAAGAGAAAGACCAAGAAGCUUUGGAGAGCAAAAAGAACAGUUGAUGAUUGAUCCAACAAUCUCUUCAAUCAAGAUACGAUGGCAUCAGCUUCGAGGGCUUACCCGAAACUGCAUCGGCCUCCAACACAUCUGGCCUGACCCCUUUCCUCCACGAGAUGCUCGCAGGUACGACGGUUAGUGCGUACUGUCAACACGUUUUGUUGUUGGAGUUGCUGCACUGUGGCGCUUCCGAGCAUCAACUUCGACUUGGAAGUCACGGACUUUAAUGCCGUGCUUUCGGAGUUCUUCGCGAGCCUGUUCGUUCUCUAGUGUUUGCUGUCUGCGUUGCUGUUCGUGACGGCUUCCACGUAUGGCUGGAGCCUCGUCUGAACAUAGCGUAGUGCUUGAGCGUAGAGUCUGGCCGGAGGUGCGAUCACCCGGCGUCGCGACUUCGGGCAUUGCAAAAAGGGCGGCCAAUAUCUUCGACUUGAGCUUGCUAUUCAUCUCUCUCGGCUGUCUUCAGCUCGUUCACUUAAUAGAGGAUGUCCAGCUCGUCAGCAUAUCUCUCGGUCUCUGCACACGGCUGCUUGGCAUUAUUGUCAGCGGGACCUGAGUAGUCUUGACUUAUAGCAUCAGGAACCUUACCACGAUUCCUUGGAAAGUGAAUGACACGACUUUGAAAUCCGAAGUCAAGAGGUGUAUCAUUUUGAAGGAAACAUCCAGGGCAAAUUUUCAGCUGUGUGACAAACCUCAGACUAGUACAGGAAAGCGGCAGAUAGCAUGGUGGUACACGGUGAGAGUUUGCUAUGGUGAUGCUUGGUGCAACAUAGAAGGCACCAGUAACAGGAUUGCUCGUCAC
Messenger RNA from Exophiala oligosperma, 1404 nucleotides. RefSeq lists its product as uncharacterized. Bases 38 to 610 code for a protein of 190 amino acids. The transcript has a single exon. The record is from RefSeq and is a predicted model, not a curated record. Lineage: Eukaryota; Fungi; Ascomycota; Eurotiomycetes; Chaetothyriales; Herpotrichiellaceae.